CUUGCGUUCACGCCGUAAUACAAGAAGCACAAUAUCUUUAAACUUCUUCGGUACUCAGUUGAGGCUUCACAAUUCAACUUGCCACUUUUAAUACCAUUUUCAACAGUGCAACAGAGGAGAACGGAACGGUCUUGCCUAAAUUUAUGCUGUAUUUCACGGAUUCGGGAAAGUCACGAAAACAAAGACUUUUUGUUAUAUUUAAUAUUAAAAUAGCAUUAAUUUCACAAGCCAGAAAGUCCAGGUGUGCAUAACGAAAGACAUCCGCAUUCUAAAAUGAAAGCCAAAAAGAAGCACCCUGUGCCAUUUUUAAAAGCAGUAUUUUUAUUCUUUUAUGUGAUCCUACUCAGCAAAUCCGAAGACGUUAUUGCACAACCCUACAAACAACAACGCUGUUCGAGUCGCUUAGAAAACGCCUUAGAGCAUAUGCGUCGACGUAGUAUACCAGCGAAAAGUUCCAGAUCAUUUUCUGGUGAAACACCAUACACACUCUAUCAAACAUUCUAUGGUCAAAAUAGUGAACCAGAAGAUGAUUUUUAUUCUGGUGGCGAUCGAGGCUAUUAUGCAAAGAAUAUUCAACGUCAACCUCAAACCGAGACACCGGCAUACAUGGGAAGAUUAAAUAAUUUAUUCUCCUCAGACUAUACACAAAAUCGACGACAACCACAUAAAUUAGCUGCUGUCUCCAGCGUUGAUGUUGAGGAUUUGAGAGUGCGUCUGCCGUCGAAAUCCACUAGUCCGCGCUGGGUUGAGGUCGAUAAAUGCAGAUUCAGUACACAAAACUCAACGUUGGACACGCGUCUCAUAUUCCCCGAUUUAACAAUUAGUGGCAAAGUAGUACUGCAACCAACUGGUGGCAAAUGUCACAUGAUUUUACGCUUACGUCGUGCUGGUAUAGAAUUUCGUACCAUUCCAAUUGGUUUUGAAAGUGCUGUAAAUGAGGAAUCCCGUCGAAUCGGUGCCGCUUCGGUGCGAACGGAUUCCCAUUUUGCUGAGCCUGGAUUUAUAUCCGUUUUUGCACACGGUUGUCAGGGACCCUCGGCUGUGAGAUUGCGGCAAAAUUCCAAACGUCGAUUUGGUUUUGAAAGUGAAACAGCCACUCAGGGAACAGUAAAACCCCCAGCAGUCGAACUCUCAGAUCCUCAUGUCGUUUUGGGUACUGCAGCUACGCAAACACAAACAUCUGGAAACCGUUGGCGUAAAUAUUACAAUCCCUAUGCGUAUGAUAUACGAAGUGAGAAGUAUCAAAAAACGAAUGGCCGGAAUCAUGACCGUCACUGGCGCGUAAAUGAAGAUUCUAAUGAAAAUAUAUUUUACGAUGGACGUGAUAGUGAGAAUUUGGAUCGUGCGCAGUUUCGCGAAAAACGCGACAGUAAUACAUUUCGACAUGAAAUGAGUAAACCGACAUGGAGCGAUGAGUUCAGUUUCGAUGACGAUAUACUCAACAUAUCCGAUGACUUGCAAGACCUAAUAGCUCCAGAUGCUAGAGCUUUUGCAGAUCUUUUCAGCGACUUAAGGGGAGACAGCGAUGACUUCGAGCGGGAAAAUGUGCGCGAUCGCGAUGAGGCGGGAGACGCUUUCUCAAGUGAAUUGGAGAAGAUUUUUUCAAUGGGUGUACGGGGCUUACUAACUACAUAUAUGCAACGCGCUCUUCAACCGGCUAUUAAGGAAACAUUAAUGGAAAAUAUGGGUUACACCUUGAGUUAUGGCUGAUUGGGGAAAUCUGAGGAGUAGAAAUGUAUUUUAACAUUGCUAUGGUUAUUAGUUUAUACUUAAUUGAUACGGUUUUAGAAAAAAUAAUUAUUUAUAUAAAUUUUGAAAUCGUAAGCGGUAAUUUAUUUUAUAAUAUACAAGGUCAACACGUUAUAAAUGUUCUCAUAGUUUGUAACCAUAUUUAAUAAUAUGAUAAACAUUUUCUCUUAAUUUGGAAUAAUUAAUUAAUUAUUUCAUAAAUGGCUGGCUAUGAAUGGAAGGGUGCUAAAUCUAAUUUUUUUAGAAAUAUGAUAUAUUUUUAAUAGGAAAAAAUAAAAUGUAGGUAAAUCCUCUUUUAAUAAAACAAUUGAGAAUCUUUUUUAUCUUCCAUAUUUCGAUUUCUUAGAGAAAUUAGAUAUUUUUUUUUUUACUUUUAGACUUAUUACCUUUGCACUCUUAGCUGGCAAAAUAUACAUGUUGCUAACAAAACGUUGAUACGUAAAUUUAUGCAUGUAGAUCAAGUUUAAAUACGAUAAGAAUUUUUUGUUUAAAAUGUAAGCUUUAUUAAAAAUCUAUGUAUUUGUAUGUUUACC
This is a messenger RNA of Bactrocera oleae (olive fruit fly), 2282 nucleotides long. RefSeq lists its product as uncharacterized. The record is from RefSeq and is a predicted model, not a curated record. Lineage: Eukaryota; Metazoa; Arthropoda; Insecta; Diptera; Tephritidae.